ACCAACCCUUGCACCAUGGCAUCUGACGAAUCCGCCAUCACGAUCCAGUUCACCACUGUAUCAAAGUUGUUUGAAGAGAUCUAUGCUGGUGGUACCCGAGAUGCCCUUGUGGUGCAAACCAUUCUCGUCGCAGAUGUCUCCCAGCAAGACUACGCCGACAUCGACAAUGAGCGAGAACAUCGGAGGCGCAAGUUCCGCCUCAAGCGAUACUACUCUGAGCGCCAGAUACUCAUUGUGACCAUUCCAACAUUAAAGCACGAGCUCCUACACUUGCCCCUGUUCGGACACAUUUACGCCGCUGUUGAUAAGGCGGGAGUGGGAUUCGAGUGGUUUCCAAUGGGCGCCACGACGUGGCGAGGCCAUCCAAAUGGAGAUGCAGGCGAGGGAGACUCAAGCGGUGGUCAAAUAAGUCGCCCAAGUCCUUGUUGGCCGACACUCGUCAUCGAAGCAGGACAUUCUCAAUCCCUGGAGAGCCUGAGAAGCGACAUGAAGUGGUGGUUCAGCGCUUCGGAUCAUCAAGUCAAUAUUGUUCUCCUCGUCAAGUUGGACUUGAGCUCUGAGGACAUCAUCAUCGAAACUUGGCAAGCUGCACAGGGCGAUACAGCAAGACUCGAGCCCAGCCGUUCUCAGGUCAUCACCAUCAGCCGAGGGCCCAACGCGGACACGGACGACAGUGUGUCCGGAGGACCAUUACGACUAGAUUUUGCGCUCCUCUUCCUCAGAGCGCCACGGCAAGGAGAGGGUGAUAUAGUGCUGCCCGCUGGUGUACUUCAGCGGCUGGCUGACACAGUCAGGAGAGUACGGAGUAGGCCCUAG
Fusarium keratoplasticum is the source of this 816-nucleotide messenger RNA. RefSeq lists its product as uncharacterized. The transcript is spliced from 2 exons. Lineage: Eukaryota; Fungi; Ascomycota; Sordariomycetes; Hypocreales; Nectriaceae. The coding region runs from base 16 to 816 and encodes 266 amino acids. The record is from RefSeq and is a predicted model, not a curated record.